Messenger RNA from Sardina pilchardus (European sardine), 9542 nucleotides. RefSeq names its product NIPBL cohesin loading factor b (gene nipblb). Bases 434 to 8581 code for a protein of 2715 amino acids. The record is from RefSeq and is a predicted model, not a curated record. Gene Ontology annotation, biological process: establishment of mitotic sister chromatid cohesion; replication-born double-strand break repair via sister chromatid exchange; brain development. Lineage: Eukaryota; Metazoa; Chordata; Actinopteri; Clupeiformes; Clupeidae. Gene Ontology annotation, cellular component: Scc2-Scc4 cohesin loading complex. The transcript is spliced from 47 exons. Gene Ontology annotation, molecular function: chromatin binding.
UCCGGUCGGCAUUUUGUUCUGCGAGAGAGGGGGAGAGUCUGUGUGGAUCCUUUUAUCACCGCGUCAAUAGUCUUUCAGUUUUUACUUCUAAUUAUUUUCCAGAAUCUAGAAGAAAUAGGUACAAUCUCGCAUCAGUUUCAGAGCGCCACCGGUGAGAGCACCGGUUAAGGGAAUGCUCACCUCCCUCAAGCAUUCAUGUUUGCUGUGAGAAGGAAGAAGAACGAACCCUCCCGACCCGGAUUAUUGUUGUUAUAUUACUCGGAGGAGCUGUGAGAGCGAUUGAACGGAGGGGGAGCUAGACGCGGAUCCGAAAACACCAACCAUUUCUUUUUAAACAUCACAUCCUGAGCGGUUGGGAGAUGUGAAGAGCGGCCAGAGGGAGGCGACGUUAAGCGAUCUGUGCAUCCUCACGACCCCCCCCCCACCCUUCAGCAUGAAUGGGGAUAUGCCUCAUGUGCCCAUCACCACUCUCGCUGGGAUCGCUAGCCUCACAGACUGGGGUGCAGUGUUGAACCAGCUGCCUCUGCCCUCUCCGCUGCCUGCCACCACCACCAAGAGCCUGUUGUACAAUGGGAGGAUCGCCGAGGAGGUGGGCUGCCUGUUGGCCUGCCGCGACGAGACGCUCGUGUCCCAGUUGGCCCACAGCCUUACGCAGGUCUCCACCGAGCACAUAGAGCUGAAAGACAACCUGGGCAGCGAUGACCCAGAGGGAGACGUGCCAGUGCUGCUGCAGACGGUGUUGUCCAGGAACCCCAACAUCUUCAGGGAGAAAAGUACGGCAACGCGCGUCGGGGUUCAGGGCGGUAUCAUGCAACAGCAAAUGGUCUCACAGUAUAAGAUGUCCCAAAAUUCCAUGCACGGAAGCCCGGCAUCAACAAACUACCAGCAAACCACUAUUUCACACAGUCCUUCCAGUCGCUUCGUUCCCCCACAGACGGGCACGGGGAGCAGGUUCAUGCCCCAGCAGGGCAGCCCGGUGCCCAGCCCCUACGCCCCCACGAGUCCUGCAGGGUACAUGCAGCAGUACUCCCACCCCCCCAGCUACUCCCAACACCAACAGCAGAUCCAGCAAGGGUCAGUGGCCAGUCCCAUGGUGCCUGGUGGCAUACGGAACAUCCACACAGACAAUAAGGUCUCGGGGCAGAUGGCCAGCAACUCCGCCAAUCACAACAGCGAUGACUACAUGAACAUGGUGCACAGGCCCAUGGGCAGCGGGGAGGGUGACAUGAGAAACGCCACGUUCCCCCUCAGAUCGCCUGUCUGCUCGCCUGCAGGGAGUGAAGGCACCCCAAAAGCCGGGUCACGACCGCCACUCAUCCUGUCCCCGCCCCCUUACUCGUCCCCGCGGGAUGCGGCGGCGGCGGCCGAGCUGCUGCUGGACUCGCCCGAGCACCGGAAGAAGCAGCGCAAGCAGCUGGGCGAGGCGGCCGACGGCAAGACAGUCCCCGCCAUGUACGACAUCGUCAGCCCGUCCUCCAAGGACUCGACCAAGCUCACGCUCAAGCUCUCGCGGGUCAAGUCGUCGGAGAGCGACUCGGCCGCGCCCGGCGGCGCCAACGCCGAGCUCCUGGCGGGCAUGGAGCCCGGGUCGGACGCCGAGGGCGAGCUGCCCUACAGCCUGCAGCCUUUCCGCACCGCCGGCGACCCGGCGCAGAGGCUGGGCCCGGGGCACUGCGGCGGGGAGCAGUCGGGGUACCAGCAGGUGCCCGUGCUCCAGAACACGGGCGGUGUGCCGGGCCGGAUGACCGCGGUCAGCGGGACGCCGUACGACGAGGCCGAGAUGGACGCGCUGGCCGAGAUCGAGAGGAUCGAGCGGGAGUCGGCCAUCGAGCGCGAACGCUGCUCCAAAGAGGUCCAAGAUAAAGAUAAGCCACUGAAGAAACGGAAGCAGGACUCGUACCCCCAGGAGCCCGGCGCCGGAGGGACUGCGGGGGCCACUGGGGGCCCGGGGAUGGGCGGCGGCGGCAGUGCAGGCCACAAACUGGCCCCGCAGGAGGCCAGCGCCGCCAGCAACGGGGCCAACCGCCUCGCGCUCAUGGUCAGCAUCGACCUGCAGCAGGCCGGCCGGGGGGAGGGUCAGCUGGAGCCCGUGGCCACCCCUCUCCCCGCCCUGGAGGCACAGCGGUGGCCCGAGGAAGGGCCAGAGUCGGCGGGGGUCCUGCGCAUGCGCUCGAAGACGGACGGCGAGGUGCAAAAGGCCGACGGGCGGCCGGAGGUCAUCAAACAGCGCGCCGACACGCCGCAGAAGCCGGGUCCAGACGGCCACGCCGAGAUGCCCCGGCACAAGCAGGACGGCCGGCACGACCGGGAGCGGGAGAGAGGAGAGCGAGACUCGGGAAAGGCCAGCUCGGAGCGGAGGCCCGACGGGUCAAAGCACAGGCACGACGGCAAGCCCGAUGGCAAGAAACACCCCGACACGCCGCGGAAAUCGGACUCGGCGCGUGACGGACAUCGAGAAGACCGACACAAGGACCGGGACAGAGAACGGGACAAGGACCGGGAGAAAGAACGGGACAAGGACCGGGAGAAAGAGCGCGACGGCGACUCCUCUCGCGUCCGCCGGCCCGAGACCCCGAAAUCCUCGGACCGGCACGAGCGUCGGGACCGGGAAAAAGACAGACGGUCACGGGCAGACGGUGAAGGGCGCGACCGCGAGCGAGACCGCGAGCGCCGGGAACGGGAGCGGGGCGACAGCCCCCGCGUGAAACAGGAGCGGGACGGCAACCGCCCUCGGCCCGACCGCCCCGACCGGCCCGGCGGGAAGGACUCCGAGCGGCGGAGCGGAGGUGGCGACUCAGGCAGAAGCCGCCCCGACAGCCACAAACAACAACAACAACAACAACAACAACAGCAACAGCAGCAGUCCGGCCCGGACACCAAACCCGGCAGUGACUUCCCGUCCUUCCUGCUCGGCGGGAAGACCGGAGCGCUGAAGAACUUUGUGAUUCCCAAGCUGAAGCGGGACAAGGACGGCAAAGUGAUCGCCGACCUGCAGCGGGCGGAGGGCUGGAGCGAGCCCCGCGUCAAGCUGGAGCGCAUCGGCCCGGAAAAGGGCCCGAGCCUGGACAAGGGCCUCAACAAGGGGGCCAAGCCCGUGGUGGUGCUCCAGAAGCUCUCCCUGGACGAGGUCCAGAAGAUCAUCCGCAAGAGCAAGAGCAGACCGUCGUCCUUUGGGAAAUCCUCGAAAGCGGCGUACGACCAGAGCGUGCUGCGGGAGCUGCCGCCGCACCUGAUGGCCGAGAUCGAGUCCACCAUGCCCCUCUGCGAGCGCGUCAAGAUGAACAAGCGCCGGCGCAGCACGGUCAACGAGAAGCCCAAGUACGCCGAGCCCAGCUCCGACGACGACGAGGACACCUCCUUCGCCGAGCCCUCACGGAAGCGGAAUAGGCGGGAGCGGGACAAGGCGUGGGACGGCGAUGACCGCGAGCGGCGGGGUUCCGGGGAGCAUCGGCGCAGUGGUGGCGGCGGCGGCGGCGGAGGUUGGGGCGGUGGCGGUGGCGGUGGCGGUGGCGGCCGGCAGAGGGAGCGCAGCCCAGAGGAGUCGGACGAGGAGUCGCCCCCACCCAGCAUGAGCGACAUCGCCAGAAAGUUGAAGAAGAAAGAGAAGCAGAAGAAGCGGAAGGCGUACGAACCCAAGCUCACUCCAGAAGAAAUGAUGGACUCCUCCACGUUCAAGAAGUUCUCUGUAUGUGUGGACAAUAUUCUGGAUAACCUGGAGGAUGUGGAUUUCACAGCGUUAGACGAUGAUGAGAUCCCUCAGGAACUGCUCCUUGGCAAGCAACAGCUCAGUGAGCUGGGCAGCGAGUCAGCCAAGAUCAAGGCCAUGGGCAUCACAUUCAGGCUUCCAUCUGACAAGCUUGUGAAGGUCUUGAACAUCUUGGAGAAGAACAUCCAGGAUGGAUCCAAGCUCUCAACUAUGAUGAAUCACGACGCGGACGCGGAAGACGAGGAGCGUCUGUGGCGUGACCUCAUCAUGGAGCGGGUCACCAAGUCGGCAGACGCGUGCCUGACGGCGCUCAACAUCAUGACGUCGCCGCGCAUGCCCAAGGCCGUGUACAUCGAGGACGUCAUCGAGCGAGUGUUGCAGUACACCAAGUUCCACUUGCAGAACUCGCUCUACCCCCAGUACGACCCCGUGUACCGCAUCGAUCCACAUGGAAGUGGCUUGAUGAGCUCCAAGGCCAAACGUGCUAAAUGCUCCACACACAAGCAGAGGGUCAUCGUCCUGCUCUACCACAAAGUGUGUGACAUCGUCAGCAAGAUCUCGGAGCUCCUGGACAUCCAGCUGCUGACCGACACCACCAUCCUGCAGGUCUCCUCUAUGGGCAUCACUCCAUUCUUUGUGGAGAACGUGAGUGAGCUGCAGCUGUUUGCCAUCAAGCUGGUCACCGCGGUGUUCUCUCGGUAUGAGAAGCACAGGCAGCUGAUCCUGGAGGAGAUCCUCACGUCGCUGGCCCGGCUGCCCACCAGCAAGAGGAGCCUGAGGAACUUCAGGCUGAACAGCAGCGAUGUGGAUGGGGAACCCAUGUACAUCCAGAUGGUGACAGCUCUGGUGCUGCAGCUCAUCCAGUGCGUAGUGCAUCUGCCCACGGAGAAGGACGCGGACGAUGAGUACGACAAGAAGGUGGAUCACGAUCUCCUGAUUACAAACUCGUACGAGAAUGCGAUGAGGACGGCCCAGAACUUUCUCUCUGUGUUCCUCAAAAAGUGUGGCAGUAAGCAAGGGGAGGAGGACUACCGGCCACUGUUUGAGAACUUUGUCCAUGAUCUCCUUUCCACGGUUAACAAGCCGGAUUGGCCGGCUGCCGAGCUGCUGCUAAGUCUGCUGGGACGUCUACUGGUACACCAGUUCAGUAAUAAGCAGACGGAGAUGGCUCUCCGGGUGGCCUCGCUGGACUACCUGGGGACCGUUGCUGCUCGCUUGCGCAAGGACGCGGUCACCAGCAAGAUGGACCAGAAAUCCAUUGACCGAAUAUUGCGGGAGGCCUCGGGCAACGAUGAGACUCAGCAGCUUCAGAAGGCACUGCUGGAUUAUCUGGACGGGAACUCGGACAACGACCCCUCAUUGGCGUUUGCCCGUAAGUUCUACAUCGCGCAGUGGUUCCGCGACACCACCACGGAGAUGGAGAAGGCCAUGAAGAACCAGAACCAGAAGGACGACGACUCGGACAGCCAGCACCACGCCCGCGAGAUGGAGACCACCAGCGAGAUCAUGCAGCGCGCCGAGGGCCGCAAGAAGUUCCUGCGCGUCAUCGUCAGCAGCCUGCCCGCGCAGUUCAGCUCACUCAAGAUGAACUCGGACACGGUUGACUACGAAGACGCCUGCCUGAUCGUCAGAUAUUUGGCCUCCAUGAGGCCGUUUGCGCAGAGCUUUGAUAUUUAUUUAACACAGAUUCUGAGAGUGUUGGGGGAGAGUGCCAUCGCGGUGCGGACCAAAGCCAUGAAGUGUCUGUCGGAGGUGGUGGCUGUGGAUCCCAGCAUUCUCGCAAGGUCGGACAUGCAGCGCGGGGUGCACUGUCGUCUCAUGGACAACUCCACCAGCGUGCGCGAGGCCGCCGUAGAGCUGCUGGGUCGCUUCGUGCUGAGCCGGCCCCAGCUCACCGAGCAGUACUACGACAUGCUCAUCGAGAGAAUACUGGACACGGGCAUCAGUGUGAGAAAGAGGGUUAUUAAGAUCCUGAGAGACAUCUGCCUGGAGCAGCCCACUUUCAGCAAGAUCACUGAGAUGUGUGUGAAGAUGAUCCGCAGGGUCAACGAUGAGGAGGGCAUUAAGAAACUUGUGAAUGAAACAUUCCAGAAGCUCUGGUUCACGCCAACGCCGAAUCACGACAAAGAGGCCAUGACCAGGAAGAUCCUCAACAUCACUGACGUGGUAUCAGCGUGCAGAGAUACGGGGUAUGACUGGUUUGAGCAGCUGCUUCAAAAUCUGCUGAAGGCAGAGGAGGAUGCCUCCUAUAGGCCGGCGCGUAAAGCCUGCGUUCAGCUGGUGGACAAUCUGGUCGAGCACAUCCUCAAGUAUGAGGAGUCUCUUGCAGACUGUGAGAAUAAGGCGGUGAACUCCAACCGUCUGUUAUCCUGCAUCACUACCCUCUACCUCUUUAGUAAGAUCCGUGCGCAGCUGAUGGUCAAGCAUGCCAUGACCAUGCAGCCGUACCUGACCUCCAAGUGCAACACUCAGAAUGACUUUGUGGUGAUCUGCAACGUGGCCAAGAUCUUGGAGCUGGUGGUGCCCCUGAUGGAGCACCCGAGCGAGACCUUCCUCGCCACCAUCGAGGAGGACCUGAUGAAGCUCAUCAUCAAAUAUGGCAUGCUGGUGGUGCAAAACUCGGUUAGCUGCCUUGGCGCUGUCGUGAACAAGGUCACUCAUAACUACAAGUUUGUUCUCACCUGCUUCAACCGAUACUACGGUGCGUUGAAUAAGCUGAAGGUCCAGCACCAGGAGGACCCGACCGGCACGGUGCUGUCCAGUAACAAGCCUGCGCUGCUGCGCUCACUCUUCACUGUGGGGGCCCUCUGUCGGCACUUUGACUUUGACCUGGAAGAGUUUAAAGGCAACAGCAAGGUGGUGAUCAAGGACAAAGUGCUGGAGCUACUGCUGUACUUCACCAGGACUGACGACGAGGAGGUUCAGACCAAAGCCAUCAUAGGCUUGGGCUUCCUGUUCAUCCAACACCCAGGCCUGAUGUUCGUCCCGGACGUGAAGAACCUCUACAACGACAUCCUGUCAGACAGGAAGAGGUCGGACAACCUGAAGAUCCAGGUGUUGAAGAAUCUGCAGACGUACCUGCAGGAGGAGGACUCACGCAUGCAAGAGGCUGACAGAGAGUGGAAGAAGCUGUCGAAGCAGGAGGACCUGAAGGAGAUGGGAGACAUCUCGUCUGGCAUGAGCAGUUCCAUCAUGCAGCUCUACCUGAAGCAGGUGCUGGAGGCCUUUUUCCACACGCAGUCCAACGUCCGACACUUCGCACUCAACGUCAUCGCCCUCACGCUUAAUCAGGGCCUCGUCCACCCUGUGCAGUGUGUGCCCUACUUGAUCGCCAUGGGAACGGACCCCGAGCCCAGCAUGCGAAACAAGUCAGACCAGCAACUGGUUGAAAUCGACAAGAAAUACACAGGAUUCAUCCAUAUGAAAGCUGUGGCGGGCAUGAAGAUGUCCUACCAGCUGCAGCUGUCCAUCGCGGCCAAGCCGGUCUCCAUCGUGCGGGGCUUCCGGCAGGACGAAACGCACUCAGCGCUCUGCUCGCACCUCUUCUCAAUGGUGCGCAGCAACCGGCAACAUCGCAGAGCCUUCCUCAUCUCCCUGCUCAACCUGUUCGACGACAGCGCGAAAACGGAGGUCAACAUGCUUCUCUUCAUCGCCGACAACUUGGCCUGCUUCCCCUUCCAGAGCCAGGAGGAGCCUCUCUUCAUCAUGCACCACAUAGACAUCACGCUGUCUGUGUCCGGCAGCAACCUGCUGCAGAGCUUUAAAGAGUCUUUACAGAAGGAGCCCAGGCAUCGAGAUAAGAAGGAGAAGAGAAGAGAGCGGGAACGCGAGCGCGAGAGAGAGCGGGAGCGGGAGAGGCAGCGGGAGUACGGCUCGGAGGACGAGGACGAGAAACUUCACAUGAGCCGGGGGAGCAGCUCGGACGAGUACGACGACGACGAGGAGGUGAAGAGGAGGCCAAAGAAGAGCAAGCGACAGGCGGCCGGUUUGGUCUCGGACUCCGACUCGGACGUGGACGACGUCGAAAAGGUGAUGGACCGUCUCCCGGAAAACCCCAUCCCGUUGCUGGACUUUGCGAACGCGUCUCAGGGCAUCCUGCUCCUGCUGGUGCUGAAGCAGCACCUGAAGAACCUCUACGGCUUCUCCGACAGUAAAAUACAAAAGUAUUCUCCCACGGAAUCAGCCAAGGUGUACGAUAAAGCCGUGAACAGGAAGAACAAUGUGCACUUCAGUCCCCGGCAGACCCUCGAGUUCCUCGGCAAUGACCUGUCCAGGGCUGACAUCACCUACGAUCUCAAGAAGAGGAUCGUUAGGCAAUAUCUGGACUUCAAGGUUCUGAUGGAGCACUUGGAUCCAGAUGAAGAGGACGAGGAAGGAGAGGCUGCCGCAGCGAGCGCCAAUGCCCGAAACAAGGCCAUCAGCGCUCUGCUGGGCGGUGCUAGCCCCAAGAACAACCCGGCCCCACCCGCCGAUUCUGAGGACGAUGAGAGCGACGGGGAUGAGAAGACACCUGGGUCAUCACGGCGGUCACGGAGUCGAGGGGGCGACCCAGACGGCCACAUGAACGAGGCGGUGGAUGCCAUGGACGUCAUCGCCAUACUCUGCCCCAAGUACAAGGACCGGCCGCAGAUCGCGCGGGUCAUCCAGAAGACCAGCACGGGCUACAGCGUCCACUGGAUGGCCGGCUCGUACUCCGGCACGUGGGCGGAGGCCAAGAAGCGCGACGGCCGCAAGCUGGUGCCCUGGGUGGACAGCAUCAAAGAGUCGGACAUCAUCUACAAGAAGAUUGCCUUGACGAGUGCGCACAAGCUUACUAACAAAGUGGUGCAGACUUUACGGUCACUGUACGCGGCCAAGGAGGGCAGCUCCAGCUAAUCUCUCUCCCACACACACACACAUACACACGCACACACACACACACAUUCACACACUCAUACCUUACAUAUACACGCAAAAACACGUACGUGAACACUUUGACAGGAACUCUCUGCAGCCAAACUUUAUUGGGAUUCCGGCAUUUUCUAAAAACCCUAUAGAGGACAUGCGAGAGUAGCGCAGACACACAAAAUUAAGAGUUGGUUGUGGGGCGGGGGGGAAGGGCCGGGGAUGGAGGGGAGAGGAAAAAAAACGUGCAGGGACGUUUGUGGUCUGUGUUGAACUGCUGGUGGAUCAAUGGGACUCGACUAAGUUAAACAGGACAAAAGAAAUUGUGCAGAAGGACUUGCUGGGAUCCAGGACAUAAAGAGGACAUAGACAUAUGGAGAGACGCACACAUGGAAGGAGAAUGUUUGGGAAGCAAUGUGUGGGAGCUCCUUCGCUGUUGUGCAGCAAACUCGGUUGUUUGAUUUUUACUCCCACUGUAUCAUAGUUUAACACACCAAGAAGAAAAAAACAAAAACAAAAAUGUUUAUAUCUGACAAAAAAAAAUCUGUUUAAAAAAAAUAAACUUAAAGUGAAUGUUGGAAAUUAGUCUGUUGAUGUUCUUAAUAAAGUGUUCUUGGAGUUUAACCUCGCGGCGGAUGGAUGGAUUUCUUUAGCUUAGCGCAGUAUCCAGGGCAAUGACCUUUGACUUCUCCCCUCCCUUGUUUGGCCCUGCUGUAACGCUGAAGUCUCCAGGAAGUAAUUUAUUCUGUUUGAACCGGAGCAUGCAGUAUCUGUGGCCUACAGGAAGGAGCGGUGUCGGUUUUCUUUUCUUUUUUCUUUUUUUUUUCUUUUUUUUCUUUUUGUAAAUGUAGAUUUUGAUGUAUUAGGUCAUCCCCCUAGAGAGAGAAAAGGGAUCCCCCCUGCACUUCUGGAGGAACAAAUACUGCAAUAAAUUUUUUACUUCUCUUUGUUA